UUCCAAGGAAUAUUUUGAAACCAUAAUUCCAUUCACCUCUAUGAAGUAUGAUCUUGUUUUCUCUUGGCUCGUGGUGAGAAAAAAAAAAAAAAAAAAAACUUGACCUGCAGCUGCUUGUCCUCCAAGGGCAAGAAGUCAAAGAAACGACACAUACCGAAAUAUAAAUGCGUCGAAACUUCUAUAAAUUAUAUGAUUUUGGUUUUCUUUUGACAAGUUUCAGUGGAUUUAGUCUUCUCAGCCGACAUUUUACGGAUUAUUAGUGCUUCUUCACCGUCUGUGAUUAAGCCAGUCCAUCAAUUCCUCCCAAAACCAGCAAAUUAAAGUCAUUUCACAUGGAGACUUUGUCGCCAGGAAGAGCUAAAAAGAUCAGUAGCUUUUGCAUCAGAAGCCAUAACAAGGAUAGCAAGAACCCAUAUUCGAAUCGUGGGUUAGACAAAUUCUCUGCACUUCUAGCUGAGCUUGAAGAGAAGAAGCAAAAGAUUUAUUCACAAAAGGGCUCAGAAGAUAUAUCUUUAGUUCGUUUCGUCUAUAAAGACAUGGAUAACUGUGUUCCAAUUGUGGUAAAGAAGAAGAAAGAGAAAAACAAGAGUGGCGGUGAUAACAAUGCUACGCCCUUGCAGCAUGAAUCAGAAACGCGCUUGGAUGAUAAGUUUCUUGUGGAUCAAUCAAAGGAUGAAGGCAAGCUUUCAAGAUCCGUAUCAGAUAAUAAGUUGGUCACUAAAAAAAAGAGCUUUUCUUGGAAUGAGAUAAAGUUAAACCACUGGAGGCGACCCUCUUAUUACUUGCCGGCAGCUGUGAUCUUGAUUUUGCUGUCUUUAUUGUUCUUUGGGAGAUCAUUUGCAAUACUUUGCACCUCUAUUGGAUGGUACAUAGUGCCUAUAUUACAGGGAGAGAGCCCGUCAAAUGAAACAACCCAUGAAAGGAAGAAAAAAUAUACAAGAAGAAUGAGCGAGAUCAAGAUGGUUUCUCAUGAAAUCUCUUCUCCUAAGAGCAGUAAGAGUGGUAAUAUCUCUGGGGUCAUUAAAGAUCAAUCGAGAGGACUACGUGGAAGUAGGAACAGCUGGUGAAGAUGAUGAUCAUCAGAUCCUUUGCUUUGUCGCUUGUAUUUGUUCAUUGAUGUAAAGUAAUUCAAUCUCAUGUUUGGCCUGAGGACAAAUGUAAAUUAUGAUUAGCAAUUAAUUAAUUAUUGUUGGUUGAGUAAUUAAGGGUGGAGAGCAACAACCCUUUUCAAGUGAUGAACAAGUUAAUUUGUAUGCCAUUGGUAUUGUGAUUUUGUAA
Messenger RNA from Mangifera indica (mango), 1278 nucleotides. RefSeq lists its product as uncharacterized. The coding region runs from base 333 to 1067 and encodes 244 amino acids. The transcript has a single exon. Lineage: Eukaryota; Viridiplantae; Streptophyta; Magnoliopsida; Sapindales; Anacardiaceae. The record is from RefSeq and is a predicted model, not a curated record.